AUGCAGGUGACCGCCUUCGACUGGAGACCCAGCGUCAUGUACAACUGGGACGAGCAAGGUCACGUGACCCAGAGGUACGGACGGGACAUCAUGGUCGUCAGGGGGUUGGCUUACGCCCUGAAUGCUUCGUUGGUCUUCAACGACGCUCCCCAAGUACCAACGUCCAACGCAGCGUCUAUUGCAACCUCGUACUAUCUCACACCACCCCCAGAGAUCCUGUGGGGAUUCCGCUCUCCAAACGGCUCCUGGAACGGCCUCAUGGGCAUCAUCCAGCGGGGGGAGGCCGAGGUGGGCGUGGCCAACCUCUACAUCACCAACGUCACACUGCGUAUGCUCGUGGCAGACUUCAGCGUGCCCUUCGACAACGAGGUAUGCGUUCCAGUGACUAAAGUGAUCUGCUUUCUGUCCCGUCUCCCGAGGCCUCUUCCGAAGUGGGAGAGGAUCCUCUACCCCUUCGAAUUCACCACCUGGAUCUCUGUCGUGGCCGGGCUGGUGGUGAUCGGACCCCUUCUCUACGUUCUGGCUAAGAUCGGGAACGCGAGGUUGGUGGUGGUGGGUCGUGGCUUCAAAAUCGGAGGCGAAAGGACGGACCUGCAGAGUCUCAAUUUCGCCGUCAUGUACGCCCUGGGCAUCCAUUUCAUGGAAGGGCAAUCCCACACGCCCAUCCGCCGGGGCACGCAGGUUUUCGUGAGUUUCCUGUGGCUCUACGCCCUCAUCAUAACCACCGUCUACAGCAGCAACCUGACAGCGCUCCUGACGGUGGCCAGACAGCCCUCGCUGAUCAACACGAUCCAGGAGCUCCACGAGUCCGGGAAGGAGGUCGGGGGCAUGGGCGCCAUCUUCGGCACCGCCCUGGCGUCCUCGACGAAUCCCUACUUGCAGGCUCUGUCUCUUCGCUACGACGUCUACAACGGCCGAAUAAACGUGUUGUACUCACGCAUGAGGAAGGGUGACAUCGUCAUCAUCGCGGGACUAAACGUCUUGCGGUAUAUGGAAACGAUCGAAUUCACCCACGGAGGCGCCCGGGAGGCUUACGUCAUCAAGGAAACCUUCUCUCCGUACAGCAUCGGUCUGAUCACCCAGAGGGGCUCUCCUCUGAAGAGGAAGUUUGACGUCUUCAUCAAUCGGAUGGUUGAGAGUGGACUGGUCAACUACUGGUUCCUGGAAUCUCUCAGAAUGGCGAAACAGGAACUGCAUAAAGAAAAGAAAUACCAGCUAGAGACCAAUGAAGACGGGGAAAGCGACGACACCAGCGACGACGCUGCCUCACCAGAUGCUGAACUCGUCGAGGUGGACUACGCAGGAGUUCAGUCUCUCGGCUUCGAACACUUAGAGGGAUUCUUCUUCAUCCUUCUCGUUGGAUACGUGUUAUCUGGCGUUGCUUUCGUCUUCGAAAGGAGAGCCAACUCGCGUUGA
Molecule: messenger RNA, 1416 nt
Organism: Macrobrachium nipponense
Lineage: Eukaryota; Metazoa; Arthropoda; Malacostraca; Decapoda; Palaemonidae
Product: glutamate receptor ionotropic, kainate glr-3-like
Exons: 7
Coding region: 1-1416 (471 amino acids)
Cellular component (GO): membrane
Molecular function (GO): ligand-gated monoatomic ion channel activity
Source: RefSeq, a predicted model, not a curated record